Messenger RNA from Galleria mellonella (greater wax moth), 2269 nucleotides. RefSeq lists its product as uncharacterized. Lineage: Eukaryota; Metazoa; Arthropoda; Insecta; Lepidoptera; Pyralidae. The coding region runs from base 1044 to 1643 and encodes 199 amino acids. The record is from RefSeq and is a predicted model, not a curated record. The transcript has 4 exons.
AUGUCUUUUUUUUUAUUUAAGUAUUUCCUCUUGUCGGGACAAUUAACUUAUGUAUACUCUUCCAGCCAGCUCUAUUUCAAGCCAUAUUUUUUUACUUCCUUGUACGACAUGACGCCCAGUGUUUCCUUUAUCUGUCCAAUGUAAUUAUUUCUCGGUAUUCCCCUUUCUCUUUUGUCUUGUAUUUUUACUUCUAGUAUGCUCUUUAAAAUAUCGUCAUGUCGUAUAAGGUGGCCCCGCAUUCUGCCUCUCCUAUUCUCUGUUAUAUGUCUAUUAAUAAUAUUAGCAAAUGAAACUGUUUAUGUGUGUAUAUGCUUGGAUGUUUGUUACACAAUCACGUUUACUACGAAUUUUUGAGAUAACUGCGAUAGUUUCGCGAUAACUUGGAAGAUUUUUAAAUGGGAGAAAAUGGAUAGUAACUUUUUCAUCUAUCAUCCCUCACUGGUGCUCCGCCCGCGUGUACCAAUAAUGCAGGCGGGAUUACCAUAAAAAAAUUUAUGUAUUAAAAAAGAACCAAACCCAAUAACUAAUUCCAAUCCUUACCCAGCCCAAGUCCUCUCGACGCCCUGCUCUACGGUCAUAUCAGAGCACUCCUCUCCGCCUCCGGACCCAAAGUCGGUCUCAUGAUUAAGCCAAUCACCAGCGCUCUAUUACGUCAUGUGCUUCGAAUGAAAAAUUUGACCAACAUGAAAUUGACGGUUUGUUACAUAGAUAGAUACAGAUUUAAAAUACGAGAAUGUACAAAAUCCAAACGGCAACCAGGUAUGCGACUGUAACAAGUAGAUACAUUUUUCUUUGUAACAAAAUUUAAUCCCCUUUAUCUAUAAAAAUUACUUAUAACCUACCUCUCAUACCGAUAUAGUUUAUUUUUCAUCCUCGCCAGUAAACACAUCUCGGACAUACAGACGAAGUCACAGAUAAUAAUAGCUUAUAAUUAAAAAAACAAUUAAAUAUUAGACAAAAAAUAUUAUAAAAUACAACUCCUACCACAUUUCUAGCCUCAAGAAGAAUACCUAAUAAACCAAGCGUUCCAACUGUCCCGUCGUAUGUUAUCACCUGAUAGGACAAUAUCAGAGAGGAGCACUCGAACGAAGCGUUCCAAGCUGUGCCUGAGGAACCCCAGUAGGGAUAGCGUUAACAAGGAUCUAUUUGGAUUCAAGCCGUUCGCCUCGAAACAAAUUAUAAUUAUGAUCUCAAAAGAGGGCGCUAUUACAUGCGAGUACGAUCAUCCAAACAAAAAUUAUUAUUUGCAUGAUCGAUUUAACUUCAUAAUUGAUAUCGUCGAUCAUAUAAUCGAUCAAGUCCACGAGUCGACUGUAGAACAAUUGUACGAGAAAGAUAAGCACGGCUUCGUGAUCGUAACGUAUCCGAAUAACGAUGAAUCGAUUGACAUCGAUAAGAAAGUUAGCGAUUAUUUGGAUACGAUUGAGGAGAAUGAUACGACAAUGUCUAUGGAAUCGGGACAUGAUGUGUUGAAUAUUAUAAACGAGGGAGAUAGCGAUGGAUUGAUAAAUGAUAAAAUGUUGGUUUCUGCGAUGGAGAUUGUGCAAAAGAGCUGCGACGGUUCGGACUUAACCGAUUCUAGUAAUAACAAAGCAUACGUGGAAGAAAACGUGACGAUGUGCAGUAGCGGUGACCGGAUCUGACCGAUGUGUUUGAAACAUCUCGUACGCCACUAUCAACAGGGUCUAAUACUACGUUGAAAAUCCCCAGUAACGAAGAGAUAAGUGUAGAAAGUUUGUUGAAAUAUCUACGCAAGAGGAACGCGGCGUAUAAUAUAGGAAUGGCCGAUUUGGAUUAACGAUUGAAUAUAAAAUUACAAUUAUAUAUUUAUAUAUAAUUAAAUAUAUAUAUUAUAUAUUUAUAUAUUGGAAAUAGAAAAGAAAAGAAAAAAAAAACUAUAAAUUCUCGUUAUAAGCAAAGCGUUAUUAAUGGUUUUUCUCGAAGUAACUUUAUUUUACGCUGUACUAAGUAGCUGCGUAAAAAUAACAAAUUUUAUACAUAUCUACGCAGUUUACAUAAAAUAUGAAGUUUUUACGCGAGAUCUUUUUUACGCGAAUAGGUAAUAUUACAAUUUUUGGUACUAAAUUUUUCGUUAUAAAUCGGAAAAAUAUGUUUUAUCCAGACUUUCCGCUAUUUAUAGAGAAUGAGAUUACCUGGAAUUUUUUAUUUUAAUUUGCUUUUCGGAGCCGAAUAUUUCGUGUUACGGAUUUGUUUUAAUUGUCAUUAUUUAAGAUAUAUAUUCUAUUUAAUUUUAACUGUUUACUAUUUG